Messenger RNA from Caenorhabditis angaria, 1735 nucleotides. Lineage: Eukaryota; Metazoa; Nematoda; Chromadorea; Rhabditida; Rhabditidae. The record is from the annotation of a GenBank genome assembly.
AUGGCUAAUAAUAAUAAUAUCCAAUCAGAUUCGGUAAGUUUUUUUUUUUGAAUUUUGAAAAAAAAAAUCAAAAAUUGGCUGAAAAAUCAACAUAUGCUCAUUUUAAGCUCUGAAAUUUCUCAAUAGAGCGCAUUUGGCAAUUUUCAGCUAAAAAUUUGAAUUUUCCAAGUUUCCGGGGUCAAUUUUGGCGGGAAAUUCAAAUCUACACUUAAAAUUAUCGAUUUUUCAUGAAAAAUUGGUCAUAUUGCUCAUGUUAAACCUCAAAAAACCUCCAAUUGAGCGCAUUUGCCAAUUUUCAGCUAAAAAUUUGAAUUUUCCAAGUUUCCGGGGUCAAUUUCAGCGGGAAUUUCAAAUCUACACUUAAAAUUAUCGAUUUUUCAUGAAAAAUUGGCUAAAAAUCAACAAAUUGCUCAUUUUAAUCCCAAAAAUCAAUUUUUGCAGCAAGAAAUGAAGAAAAUCCGAAAUUACAUGAACAAUCUGAUGAUUUGCUGGUUUCAAUUCACAUUUUUCCUCACUUUUGCAUUUUCGGCCUACGAAAAUCAGAGCUAUAAAUUGAUGCUUUUCGUAAGUUCCUUAAUUAGAAUUUUAAUUAAUUAAUUAAUUAAAAUUUAUUUGCAGGCAAUGAUUCAGGCUGAAAUUUCAGUCAUGUUCCUCCUCAAAUCCCGCUCUUUCAUCACUUUUCAUCUCGUUUUUCAACUGCUUCUCCUCAUUUACACGUGGAUUAUUUGUUUGAUUCAGAGAAUGGAUUGUGAGUUGGCAAAAUUUAGUUGAAAAUUUUGAAAGUUUCGAAUUUCCCCCAAAAUUUGGAGAAUUUUGAGUAUAAAUAUGCCUAGAAAAAAAUCCACGUGGCAAAUUUUUAAAAUCCGAAAAACUACUGUAGAUUUUGGCGCCCAAAAAAUCCACGUGGAAAAAUUUAACAUUCAAAUUUUCGCGCCAAAAAUCAUCAUAAAAAACUACUGUAGAUUUUGGCGCCCAAAAAUCCACGUGGAAAAUUUUAAAAAUUCAAAUUUUCCCGCCAAAAAUCAUCAUUUAAAACUACUGUAGGGCUUCUGGCCUCAAAAAUCCACGUGGAAAAUUUAAAAAAUUCAAAUUUUCGCGCCAUAAAUCAUCAUUUAAAACUACUGUAGAUUCUGGCGCCCAGAAAUCCACGUGGAAAUUUUUAAAAAUUCAAAUUUGGCGCUAAAAAUUUACCAAAAAAAACUACUGUAGAUUUUGGCGCUCAGAAAUCCACGUGACAAAAUUUUGAAAAUUAAAAUUUUCCCGCAAAAAUUCAAGUGGAAAAAUUUUGAAAAUUCAAAUUUUCGCGCUAAAAAUCAUCAAAAAAACUACUGUAGGGUUUUGGCGCCCAGAAAUCCACGUGGCAAAAUUUUAAAAAUUCAAAUUUUCGCGCCAAAAAUCCACGUGGCAAAAUUUUAAAAUUCAAAUUUUCGCGCCAAAAAUCCACGUGACAAAAUUUGAAAAUCUGAAUUUUGGUAGAUCAAAAAUAUUUUUCCCGCGAAAUUUCUGCGGGAAAACUUUGUGAGCUGUUGGGUCAAACUAGACUGUAGGGGCCGACAUCCGCCACUUCGACUUAUUCGAACUCCAUCGCUCCGGAACCAACAUCACAUUCAUCUUCCUCUUCCAAAUCUUCUACAUCUUCUGCGUCUUUCAAUAUCUCGAAUUGCUCACCGAAAAAUCGGAGAACAAAGUUUUGUUGGCGGCUCCGAAGAGCUCAAAAAUGUUUGCAAAUGUUUAA